This is a messenger RNA of Mucor mucedo, 2959 nucleotides long. RefSeq lists its product as uncharacterized. Bases 81 to 2471 code for a protein of 796 amino acids. Lineage: Eukaryota; Fungi; Mucoromycota; Mucoromycetes; Mucorales; Mucoraceae. The transcript has 15 exons. The record is from RefSeq and is a predicted model, not a curated record.
CAUGAAUAUGCACUCCCUAAUGUAAUUCCAUAAAAUCAUAUUGUCGGCCAAUCAUAUUCGAUCUUGUUACUUCAUAUCAAAUGGCCUUUCGAGCUUUACUUUUUUAUUCUAAAACAAACAUGGAGUCUAAAAUGUCAUUAUCACCCGAUGACGACAGACUGUUAUUAACUAAACCAAGAUCAUCAAACAAAGAGAAUGAAUUAGAAGCAGCGAUCAAGGAUUCGACUUCUGAUCUACCUUUAGGAAAGUCUUUGUACCUACUUGUGCAUGUACAUGGCCACGUUUUCGAUAAGGCCAUGACGACCAUUCGACAAGCUACUCCCGCUGAAUUGACUGUACACAGCAUCGAAUCUCCUACCGUUCGAGCCAUUCUUUCCAUUGAAAACUAUUUGACAUCUGGCAAGGACACUAGUCAAUCCUUUAAGCAUGUAUACGAUUCCUUGAAAGAAAAGUUUAUCAAACGUAGUAAAAAUAACGCAGUCAACGAACAAGCGAUGCGCAUCAUUGGAUACCUUGUUCUGUACUCCAAACAUCAAGAAGCUGGUCAACAAUAUAUUUGCAAUGAGUUAUCUAGCUCUGAUAAACGUUGUCAAUUGGCUGCUGUGAUUUUGAUUCAAUUCCUGCUUUCACAUUACAUGUCAUCCGAGGAUAGUUAUAACGAUUUAGUGUCACUAUUCAUUCCACUACUUGUUGAUAUAUCCGAAAAAUACGGUGAUACCACUACAUUACUAGCUUGUUCAUCUUGCGAUUUAGCACUUCAAUUGUCGCGCUACAUUGCCCUUCACCUCAAUUCUAUUGCAGAACCAACCUCAAAAAUCAUAGAGAUACAUGAAACGAGCAAUGACACUAUAUCAAUCCACCAAAUUCAAAAAGCCUGGGAACAUGCCGAUAUUAUGUUAUACCGAUUAGAAAAGUGGAGCAAAUCGACAGGAAAGCUUGAAACUGCAUCGUUUAAAGAACUUCAUUCAUUUCUACGCUACGCCAAUGAAAAUAUAAAGCAAAAAGAUAAACAAGCGGAAAUCAUCACAGCCUGGGAUUUAAUCAGCACUUGGUUAACUCCAAAAACAAUUGUAUCAGAGAAACCAUUGACCGUGAAAAAACAGAAAUCUGUCCUAUCGUUUGAAUCUGCCCAACCUAUGCCGUUACUCUCCAGCAUCAAAAUCUUAAUUUUAGUGAUACUUCAAAGGGGCCGUCUUGUCGAAUUAUAUGGACCAGAUCGAUCCUCCAUUGUAUUUACAACAGAGGAAGAAGAGACCAAAGAUCUGAUCCAGAAAGAAUAUAAAACAAUGCUUCAAUGGUAUCCUUUAGGAAAUAUAGGAAAUCAUAUCAUAGUCCAACUUGUCACUCAAUUACCAUUUUUAUGUACGACAGACGACAUUCAAUCUACAGACCUGAUUCAGCAAAUCUUAAACAACGUCGAAUACAAAAAAGAGACAUCGGCAUGGUUAAUACCCUUAUUAAUGAAAAAACCAGAAUCAUCCAUCUGUAAUUUAUUAUGGAAUAUCCUUGAACAGAACGAUAAAUCCACCUCGUCUUUUGAGCUUUUGAAAAGUAUCAUUUCCCAAGGUUCUCCUGACAUCAUUGACCUAGUGGAAACUAAUCUCUUAUCAGUGAUUAAAAACAGCGAUAAAGCUUGUGAAUUACUCAUACAAUGCAUGGAUUAUCUUCAUUUACCAUCCUUGAUUCAAAAAUUAAUGCCUAGAAUUGUGACCGAAGAUCAACGAGAAAAAAUGGUGUAUAUAGCUCUGAUUUCUAAAGCUCUUCUUCAUCCUUCAUGGAAUAGUAAUAGUAUUUUGUUUCAUAUCGACUUAGUGAGAGAGUUUCAAUUAUUAAAACACUUUACAAAACCCAAUAAGCCAGAUUUCUUGAAUCUAACACCUCAUAAUAUUACAACACGCAAGCAUAAUCUGGUUGAAUCGGAUAUCGUAUACUCUGAUGAAGAAAUCAAAAACAUCUCGACUUACUUAAUAGCACCAAUUCAGCUUUGGUCUACCAAGGUGGAUGAAAACCUGCUCAAAAGUGCAUUAAUUCAACUUGUCCGUAAAUCUUAUGGACUGCCUGGUGACCAUGUUUGCAUUGAUGCCUGGAGGAAUCUGUCCCAUGCCUUCUCAAACAAUCAUGAUUUGAUUUGGGGCGUGAUGCAAGAAUGCAUCGCUAUCAUGCAAUCGCAUACAAUAUCUCACACAUUAGCUGAUGAUAUAAUGAAGGUCACUCCAAUGCUUAUUCUACAAACAAUACCCGAGCAAUCAUUUGAUAUGGUUAGUCUGCCAAAAAGCUAUGUGAAUCUCUUAUCCAAGAAAUUUGAAAUGUUGGGCAUUGAUUCACAGACUAUUAAACUCUCCAGUAACAACAGUAAUACGGGGAUCAGUAUUCAAUUAAUGGAUGAACUACUUAUCAGAUGCUUUCAUGAAGACUGGAAACCACUUGCACAAUUUGCAACAACUUUAAUUUCAAAAAUAUUUUGCAAUUAAGCAAAGAUAAAACAACACAUUUGCACACUGCCCUGAAUUCCCUAAAACUCAAAUAUUAUGGAACAUGUGGUGGUUCAGUUUUUUAAUGAAUACAAAUGCUUUUAUUCUUAUAACUCUGGCUCUAAAUCUAUUAUUACGUACCUAGAAAGGUCUACAGCAUGCAUUUUACUAUGGAUUUAACGAUAUUAUUUGAUAUUUUCACUGCCCAAGAUUUCGAAAAAGAAAACUUGCUGCCCCCCUAUGAUCUCUGUUAAUCUUGCGCUUUUUUAAACAUUUGUCUCCCAUGUAAUCUGUAUCAUCUUUAGAGCAUUCUUCUUUCAAGCGAUUCUUUUUGUGGAUUAAUUUCUUCAAACACUGCAAAAGUAGUAUUGUGAGUACAUCGCCAAUCAUGUCAAAAUCAAAAUCAGAGUCGUCGAAUAAGCCGAACAUUCUUUAAUUUAUCAGUAUGAUAAGAUGAUAACUAACAAAAAAAGAUGCUGCUACACCAC